This is a messenger RNA of Coccinella septempunctata (seven-spotted ladybird), 1443 nucleotides long. Its product is annotated as tektin-1-like. NCBI's taxonomy places the organism in Eukaryota, Metazoa, Arthropoda, Insecta, Coleoptera, Coccinellidae. The transcript has 7 exons. Gene Ontology annotation, biological process: cilium movement involved in cell motility; cilium assembly. The record is from RefSeq and is a predicted model, not a curated record. Bases 100 to 1341 code for a protein of 413 amino acids. Gene Ontology annotation, cellular component: microtubule cytoskeleton; nucleus.
CUAACAGAAAUAAUUCAUUUGAAGUUCAUAUUGAUAAAUCAGUCUCAUAGAUCAGUCUUUAGAAAGUCUUUUUGUAGGUUACAUUUUCUAUUUUUUAACAUGUCUCUGGUAGGUCUCAAAAGUGCAUCCAUUGUUCCCGGAUCAAAUCCCCCCUCUAGAUACUCCUUGGAGGAAUGGCAUUUAUCCAACAGAACAAGUGUAAGAUGCUGCCUUACUCAGCAAACGAUUGCUGAUCAAGUACUAGCGGAAUGUGGUAGGGUGAAAGAUUUGACUGAGGAGGUAGUUAGAACCAACAAACAGGAAACAAACCAUAAAAUAGAAGAGAAAAUCAAAGAUAUCGAUUUUCUUCGAGGAGAAAUACGUAGACAAAGGAAAGAGGUGGUAUUGGAGUUGGACAAUCUAACCACAUUUUAUGAAAGAAUUUAUGAUGCUCUUAACAACAUAAAAGCCGGUCCGGAAAUGGUCAACAACAAAUGUCUCAUGUUGAGAGAAGCGCGUAUCGGAAUAGAUUUGUGUCGUGACGACGUAGAAAGAGAGCUUCUGAAGGAACAUCAUAUAAUAGAGCAAGUCGUAGCUCUGUUGACGAGAACUGCCGAACAAGCCCAGGAGCAAAUAAGACGUCUAAGGUCAACCACUUACCUCAUGGAUCGUGAUCUAGAGGCGAAAGAAAAUGCCAAAAAAAUUGACGAACAUAACCUGUCCUUGCGAGAAACAAGCAUGAACUUGAGCAUGUACCAUGGGUACAGCCAACUUGAUUGCUCGAACAUUACGAAGGAAGAAUGGGACGUUUUUACCGAGAAGAGUAUUGAGGAUGCCUCAAAAGAAAUUAACUCUGCCAGACAACUUCGUAGCUACGUUGAUACCAUACUCAACCAAGCUUCAAAGGACCUCUUGGCUCAGUACAAUCUCGUGCAAGCAGCCUUCGUACGGAGAAUUUCCGAAACUAAAGAUGUCAAAACAAAGCUGGAAAUUCAACACGCUGAGAUCGUCAGACAGUCCAAUGAAAUGGUAAUGAAUAUCACGGAACUUGAGAAGUCGAUAUCUAAUAAGGAAGGGUUUAUGGCUUUGGCACAUACCAGACUUGGAAACAGGGCUCAGAGAGGAGGGGCAGAGCUAUGUAGAGAUCUUGUUGAAACUCAAUUGGUGGAUGAGGCAAGACAGAUAAGGAUCAACACUUCUAUCCUUCAGCAAACUUUGGCGGAGGCGCAAGCUACCCUGCGGUAUCUGCUCAAGACUCAGAUUCAGUUAGAGACUGAUAUUAAUAUAAAAAAUAAUACUCUGCAAAUAGAUGAGGUGGAUUGCAUGUCUAUGAGGGAAACAAUGGACUAUCAUUUCUAUUGAGAAUUCAAAUUCCUGGAAUCUACACCUUCACACUGUAUUUCAUAUUUUAUGUAGCUCAGUUAGCGUUGAAUAAAAUUACGAGUGAUUUUGCACCAUGCAUAA